Molecule: messenger RNA, 1531 nt
Organism: Austrofundulus limnaeus
Lineage: Eukaryota; Metazoa; Chordata; Actinopteri; Cyprinodontiformes; Rivulidae
Product: dachshund homolog 1
Biological process (GO): regulation of transcription by RNA polymerase II
Cellular component (GO): transcription regulator complex; nucleus
Molecular function (GO): DNA-binding transcription factor activity, RNA polymerase II-specific; RNA polymerase II cis-regulatory region sequence-specific DNA binding
Source: RefSeq, a predicted model, not a curated record
CUCUCGUCCAGGCCGACCCCCCAAACGGUGUUCAGGUGCAGGGAUCCAGGAAAGCCCCCGGCUGCUGCACCCGGGACUCCCCGGCUUGCUGUCCCCCAACCUGCUGUCCCACACCGGCCUGACUGCAGCAGCCAUGGCCGAGCUCCAAAAGCUACAGAAGAUGAAGAUAAUGAUGAGCCUCCAGAACGGCAACGAGUCGGACAACGACGAUUUACACUCCAACACAGGAGGGAGCGAGUGUUCCUGGGAUAAAGAGCGUCUGACCAGCCCCCCUGCUGGAGCCCACAGCGGAGGACCGGGAGGAGGUGGAGGAGCACCGGCAGUGGGAGGAGGAGGGGGAGGAGGUGGUGCGGCGGGAGGUCCCGGGAGGGGGCCCACCUUAGGAGCUGUCAAUCAACAGCAGCUCCAGCAGCAGCAGCAGCAGCAGCAGCAGCUACUGGCCAACCGGUUGGACCUGCCGUUCAUGAUGAUGCCCCACCCUCUGCUGCCCAUGGGGCUCCCGCCGGCGUCCGUCGCCAUGGCCAUGUCCCAGAUGAACCACCUCAGCACCAUAGCGAACAUGGCGGCCGCGGCCCAGCAGAUACACACCCAUGUACACCGCGCACCUGUCAUCAAGGAACGAGUGUGUGACAGUCCCUCUCUGUCUCCAUCUGUCGAUGAGAACAACACUCCUCUGCAGUCGCAGCCCAGCAGCUCGGCCUCCAGCUCCCCUGAAAGACUCGGACUGGUGUCAGCUGAUGCUGACGUUGCACUGACCAACUCUGCUGCUCCCAUCAAGAAAAUAACCAAGGACAAAGAAGAGUCUCCGCUGGGUCAGAACCUGCCGCCUGGAUUUCCUGCUCCGUUCCUGUUUGCUGACGGCCUGUCGUCAGUGGAGACUCUGCUCACCAACAUUCAGGGCCUGCUGAAGGUGGCGGUGGAGAACGCCCGGGCGCAGGACAAACAGAUCCAGGCGGAGAAGAGGGAGCUGAAGAUGGAGCUCUACAGAGAGCGAGAGAUGAGAGAGAGUCUGGAGCGACAGCUGAACUCAGAGCUGCAGAGCAGAGCCUCCAUCCAGAAGCGGCUGAAGAAGGAGAAGAAGGCCAAGAGGAAGCUGCAGGAGGCGCUGGAGUUCGAGUCGAAGAGGAGGGAGCGGGUGGAGGACGCCCUGAAACACUCGUCCUCGUCCUCCCCGUCCCCGGAGCCGCUGCACCCCACCAACAACAACACUCUGAAUGAGGCUGCUGCAGCCGAAGACAAACCUGAACUUAAUGGAAACCAGCAAGACAACGGCGCUGUACAAGGUACAGGAAAAACACACAACACACCCUCACACAUGUCACGUAUUAACAGAUACAAAACUGUACAGCUCCCCGACACACACAUGGCUGGCACAUGUGUGUGUCGGGGCCCCUGUUAGAUUAGUGGAGACAUUAGGCAGACAUCGUGGCCUCCCUUUGAUGUGCACCUCAGACACACAUGUGAUGUGUGCUAAUAGUUCAUUAAGUUUUUGUGUUUAUGUGGAUCUUAGUGAGGACAGCAGGCGGGAACA